AUGAGUGGCCUCGCCUCGAGCGUUCUCAGCGACCUCUACCACCUCCCCAAAGAUCGAGACCUGCUUCUCUCCGAGUCCGAAGAUUCAUUUCUUCAACCCCUCGGCUACACCAUCUACCGCACAUGCUACACCCCCCAAUCAGACGAAGCAUGGGAAGCCCUAAAGCGCGAACUUUCCCAGACAUUCCACGAUGCCAUUGCCAACGCUGAUUCAUCUUCCGAAAUCGUGCAAAAACUGCUCUCUCUCGUGAAAUUAGACUUCCGCUCUGAUCCCAAUCUUCUCAACGGCUUAGAUAUCCACCAAGUACGCGAAAUAUACAUGUCCAGCACUGGCAGUGAACCACCAAACAAACACAAAGCCUGGCGCCGCAUCUUCCUUCUCGCCGACGAAGAAGUCCUUUCAGGAGAACUCAACCAGCCCAUAAAGUACGACGCCCACAUAAAAUACGUGCAAUCCGACUUUGACGCCCCUGAUCUGACAGUGAAGCGCCGCGAGCCGAUCCGAUAUUUUGGCUGGAUGAAGAUGCGGCUGUGGAGUUUAUAG
This is a messenger RNA of Parastagonospora nodorum SN15, 543 nucleotides long. RefSeq lists its product as hypothetical. NCBI's taxonomy places the organism in Eukaryota, Fungi, Ascomycota, Dothideomycetes, Pleosporales, Phaeosphaeriaceae. The coding region runs from base 1 to 543 and encodes 180 amino acids. The transcript has a single exon. The record is from RefSeq and is a predicted model, not a curated record.